Molecule: messenger RNA, 2941 nt
Organism: Carcharodon carcharias (great white shark)
Lineage: Eukaryota; Metazoa; Chordata; Chondrichthyes; Lamniformes; Lamnidae
Gene: zup1
Product: zinc finger containing ubiquitin peptidase 1
Exons: 11
Coding region: 502-2322 (606 amino acids)
Source: RefSeq, a predicted model, not a curated record
AGUGCUGUGUUUGGGGCGGGGGAAUCUUUUCGCGGUGACGCGAUGAUGAAUAAGAUCUAUCUCCGCCCUCGAUGACCGUUGUGCGUCUGCGCACUGGUUCUGUGUUGAGGGCGGGCAGAAGUAGGUGUAACACCGGAACCAGCGUUUUAUGAUCAGUAAGGAAAGUUUUGAGUUGAGUGCUGAUUGUUUUUUUCUGAGUCUUAAUCUUGACGGCUGAGAAUAAUUAUAUAUCAGAAUCACUGUCUUUGAGGACGCGAAGUCGCUGUUGCUGUGAUAACACCAUGGGACAGGGUUGGACGGUGAUGGAGACUGCAUUUAGAAGCUGCUACAAUGUCACCAGAUCACCUUGAGGAUCCCUAUUUUGGCAAGAAGCAUUUAAUGUCUGCUGUCUAGAUCUACAUAUGAUAAAAUCAUUUAAGACUGAUUUUUAAAUAUAUACAUUUCAGAUUGUUGGGCUCCUUGAUUUAAUUAAAGCUAAGAGUGUCAAGUCAGUGAUCCGACAUGUUCACCUGCGAUAUUUGUGGACAAAGUGGCCUGUCGGAACCAGACAUGAGGACACACAUUCUUAUUAUGCAUGAAGAAAAUGAGUACAAUUGUCCAAUCUGUAAUCUAUCAGUGAUCAGUUUUGAUGAAUUAAUGUUCCAUAUAGAGACUUCCCACAGUGAAGUGACACCUGUAGAUGAUAGGACACUCUGUUCCACUGAUAAAGAAAAGGAUCUCGAUGCUUCACUUAAGACCAAUAGGUUGGCUCAAUUAAAGCAUAAAACAGCUCCAGAACAAAAUGAACUUGAAGUGGACAAAGUGGAAGAGCCAAAACCCGAACAUCUUCAGAUGUCUUGCUCUACUUUACCUUCUAGUUGUGAGAGACCAUUUAGACAAAACAUAACAAGAAAGAGUGAAUCUAAAAGAUUAAUGCAACCAGUAGCUGUAAAUGGACAUUUUUCAAGAAGUGUUUGGAGGCAACCUGAGCAAACAUUAUGUGAUAACAACCAUAGCGGAUCAAAAGACAAUGGACUUUGUAGCACUUCUGAAGAAUCUGUGAAAUUUGAUGCUCCGGAAUGUCCUUUUUGUGGCCUAAUAGGAAAUUCAGGAGAGGAUCUAAAUGAACAUGUUAAAACCAGUCAUUCUGAGUUGCUGGAAACUCCUCAAAAAGGUUGUGGAAAGCAGGGACUGUAUCCAUGUCCCAUGUGCAAACUAGUAUUUGCAAAUUGUUGGAUUCUGCAGGAACAUGUUGAGUUGCAUUUAGCUGAGAGCAGAGCUGAAGAAUGUGUCCUGGCUGAUCGUCAAUUUGCUCAAAGACUACAGGAAGAUGAGGAAAGACAAAGAAAAGCUUUUGAAACAAAAAGAGAACGGGAGGAAUUUCAAAAACUUCGGCAAUAUGGGUUAGAUAAUCAUGGAGGAUACAAACAACAGAUAAUGCACAAUAUGGAGAGGGCCGUGGCACGGGGUCAGAUGAAUCCUGCAGAGUACCAUCGCAGAAGAGCAGAAAUAAUGGAGACGUUAGUAGUUGGAGAAGAUGAUGGCAGAACUAGAACUUCAGGGCUAAUAAGGGCGCUAAAUGAAUAUUAUCAGCGAAAUGGUGCAGAAAUAAGGCAUGUGUUUUUGUGUGCAGAAACAGAUCACUAUCAUGCCUCUUUAGGAGACAAAGGCUGGGGAUGUGGAUACCGAAACUUUCAAAUGCUUUUUUCCUCACUUAUGAAGAUGGAAGGAUAUAAGCGUGAAUUACAUGACCUUGUUAUCCCUUGCAUUCCAAAACUUCAGUCUAUGAUAGAAGAAGCAUGGAAAGAUGGGUUUGACCCUCAAGGUGCUGCACAUUUUCAAAAUAAACUGCAGGGCACUCGAGCUUGGAUUGGAGCAACAGAAAUCUAUUCUUUAUUGACCUUUCUAAGGAUAAAGUGUCAAAUAGUUGAUUUUCAUCAUCCCACUGGACCAUCAGACACACAUCCUCGUUUGUUUGAGUGGCUAAGGCAAUUCUAUUCUUCAGGCAGAGAUGCAGGGCCACGGUUACAACCUAGGGUUAUAUGGACAAACAAGCCACCGAUCUAUCUACAACACCACGGUCACAGCCGAACUAUUAUAGGCAUAGAAGAAAGGAACAAUGGAAAACUUUGCCUUUUGAUUUUUGAUCCUGGCAACCAUGAAAUGCAGAAACUUUUGGGCCGUGAUAUGACUGGAGUCAAUCUGAAAAUGAUUCGUAGGUUUAUUGGAAGUAUGAAACAUAAACAAUAUCAGAUAGUGGCAAUAAAUGGUUUUCUAUCAAUGGAAGAGAAAAACGCUCGGAAGCAUGCAUCUGCAGUGCUGACAGCAGAAAAGGUGCCGUAAUGAAAUUCUUCAUACUUGGAUUCACUGUGCAAGAUAUUUAAGAUUUUCUUUGCAUACAUCUUUGCUUGUGUCAAAAGUAAGUUUCAGUUUAUACAUCUUCCUUUUUUGAUCUUGGAAUUAUAUAAAUGAUGUUUAAUGUGAGACCUUAGAUAUUCAAAAUUGACAUUGAUCCCUCAUAAUAUGCUGGAUAAAAUGGUGGCAGUCUUAAAGCUUGCUAAAAUGGGCUGCAACUAUCUGUAACAAGUUACAUCUCUUAACUCAUGAGCAUAUCUAAGAAUUUUUGAGAGUUUGAGUGCAGUUCAAACUCUCCUUUUCUUCCUGACUUGAUAUAAGCCCUGCAUUGUUCUCUACUGGAAAUGGUAGUGAUACUUAUCAGUGCUCCUUUGUGCAGAUAAAAGCCGUAUGUUAAACUUUAGAAGAUUGAGGCCUACUUGAUGAAUCUGUAAAUAUAGCCGCUAAGGUUUGCUUGUGUAUAUGUUUUGUACUUUUUCUACAUAAAUUGCAUAUUAUUGCAAAGAAAUGAACUUGAAAAUAUGGUCCAAUAACUGGAAAGUUAUUUAAUAUUUUAAUUUCCCAUUGCACCUGUAUAACAGACAAAUAAACAUUUUGAAUUAGUUUA